CUGUCCCGUGUCCACUUCCCCAUCCCUUUUCUUUCUCUGAACUUUUCUAUAGCCUUCUCUCUUUUGCGAGGCAGCAGGAGACAGAGGGAGUUGUUGGAAUCCUCUCUCUCCCUGUCCCUCUCCCUGUCUUUCGAUUUUCCUAGUGAUGAAAAAUGGGAUCCAUUCCAGAGUCCAGAUUUUGCGAGAAGCAAUUUUGAUUCCAAGCAGUAUUUUUUAGCCUUUCGGUCUCUUUGAUCUUUGGUUUUUAACUAACCAGCCUCAUAGAUUGGUUUUUGCUUAAGGUUCUAUAUGGGAAUGAGGUGAUAUUGUGGGAAAGAGGAGGUUUUGAUCAUCAAAAUUUUAUCUUUAGAUCAGACAAUCUGUCUUCCUAAUGGGUAAUGUUAGUAGUAUCCGGGGAGGAGAGGGGGCCGGGCUGCAGCAGGAGGGGGAGGGGCAGCUGCAAGAGGGGAAGGGGCAGGCUUUUAUCUCUCACUCUCAAGGAGAAUCAGAGUAUUUGAUGGGGCAGAGCCCUCCGCAGAGCCCCAGACGUGCAGCGAGGUCUCCUCUGCUCUUCACUCCUCAGACCCCCGUGGUUCCACUGCAGAGACUUGAAGAGAUGCAUUCAGCAAGUGAUUCAUGGAUGCAAAGUUUAAAGGAGUACGAGAAUGUCAUCUAUGACCAAGGAAUUCCAACAAUGAUAAACUGGAGCCAUGGUGGCAAGGAAGUCUUUGUGGAAGGAUCCUGGGAUAACUGGAAGACAAAGAAACCAUUGCAAAAGUCAGGCAAGGACUUUACGAUCAUGAAAGUACUUCCAUCAGGUUUCUACCAGUACAGAUUCAUUGUUGAUGGAGAAUGGAGGUAUGCAUCUGACAUUCCCUGGAUGCGUGAUGAUAUAGGGAAUGCUUAUAACAUCUUAGACUUGAAGGAAUUUGUCCCUGAGAACAUAGAAAGCAUUGCUGGUUUUGAGCCACCUCCAUCACCCGACUCCAGUUAUAAUAAUUGGCCACCUGGUUCGGAGGAUUUUGCCAAAGAACCACCAAUUGUCCCUCCACAGCUGCACCUUACCCUUCUCAAUGCACCAGCCGUCAUGGACAGCCCCUCCUCUCUGUCAAGACCGCCGCAUGUAGUGCUGAAUCACCUUUACAUUCAGAAAGGGAAGAGUGAUCAACCCGUCGUGGCACUCGGCGCAACACGCAGGUUUCUGUCUAAGUACGUCACUGUGGUGCUCUACAAGUCCCUGCAGCAGUAAUUGCUGAGAGAGUGGAUCACAUAGACGUAUGGACUUGGGAGAGAUUGUUGUAGAGUGUUCUCAUAUAACCAUAAUGAAUUAUGCCAAACACUUCCGACUGCAGUCGAGAAAAGAAAGAAACAUAAACAGCGCCUGAUAUCUCUACUCAGGCAGAGAUCAAACAUCAGACAAUUAUAGUGAUAUUUGUUAAAUGAUUGGAGUCAAAUAUUUUUCAAGUUUCACCUUC
Molecule: messenger RNA, 1454 nt
Organism: Elaeis guineensis (African oil palm)
Lineage: Eukaryota; Viridiplantae; Streptophyta; Magnoliopsida; Arecales; Arecaceae
Product: SNF1-related protein kinase regulatory subunit beta-2
Molecular function (GO): protein binding
Source: RefSeq, a predicted model, not a curated record